Molecule: messenger RNA, 1216 nt
Organism: Dioscorea cayenensis subsp. rotundata (Guinea yam)
Lineage: Eukaryota; Viridiplantae; Streptophyta; Magnoliopsida; Dioscoreales; Dioscoreaceae
Exons: 4
Coding region: 48-1040 (330 amino acids)
Molecular function (GO): calcium ion binding
Source: RefSeq, a predicted model, not a curated record
CUCUCUCUUGCAAGUCCUCCGUCUCGCUCUCGUUCUCAGUGCUGGCAAUGGCGGACGAAGGGAUGGUGGUGCUGGACGGGACUGAGCUCAGAGAUCUCGAUCUCCGCCUUCCCGUCCCUGACGGCCCUGUUGCCGGAGCCAUGGCACUUCAGCUGGCUGAGUCCGAGGCUUCCACGCGUCUCUUUGGCAUCUCUUUGCCGGAGAACAUCCGAUCCACCGCCCUGCGUACGAUCAGGGAGGCUGAUGAUCUUGAUUUUCUCUCGGAGGUUUUUCAUGACUCCGAUGCUCUCAGGUCUUUGAUCCAAAAGUUCCUCCUCGUCGUCGCUGAUCAGCUGAAAGAUGAUCCUCUUGUUGUUUCGGUGUUGAAUGGAAAUGCUCUUCGGAUUGUUCUGGAUGAUGAAGAUGAUUUUGCAAUGUUAGCAGAAAACCUCUUCACAGAUUUGGAUGCAGAUGACAAUGGGAAGCUUAGCAAAAAUGAUAUAUCAAAUGCCCUUCUACGUAUGGGGGUACAACUGGGGGUUCCUCCUAUUCGAGAAUCAGAAUCCACUGAUCUGCUUUCAAACAUCAUAAAAAAACAUGGAGCUGAGGGUGAAGAAAAAUUGGGCCAAUCACAAUUUGCAGAUUUACUUCAGACUAUUCUACAAGAUCUUGCAGAUGCAUUAUCUAAAAAACAUGUUACUGUCAUCAGGGAAGUCAAGGUCAUCAAUGGCUCAAAGUUGAAGAAGACUUUGGAAAAUCAGAAGCUAUUCAAUGAAGUCCUUGAGAAAUUAUUUCUGGAAUGGAAGACUUAUACAAAUGGACAAGAGGACAAGGAACUGCGUGGUUUUCUUGAAGUAGAAGGACUUGAAUUCGGCUUACCUUCAUCAGAAUCUAGUGAAGCAGUUGCCCUUCUGUAUGACCAAAUAUUUUCAGAAAUCAAUAAAGACAAGAUAACUGGAGACUUGGAAAGAGAUGCAUUUCAGGUCAUUGUGAAGGAUAUCCUUGAGAAGAUUGCACAACAACUUGAAGAGGACCCAAUUUUCAUUGAUUUGGAGUGUUGAGGCAAGUUUUUUUUUUUUUUGGUUGAAAUUUGCCCUUGUACUGGUGAUUUUUCAUAUGAGAAUCUACAAGUCCUCUGCAUUUACAAUUCUGUCUUAUAAAUUUGGAUUCUGUACUUGAACUUAAAAGUGUUCUUUUAUCCAUAAAUAAAAUAUACAGAAAAUGCUCUGCUUUGACA